This is a messenger RNA of Electrophorus electricus (electric eel), 1740 nucleotides long. It is a transcript of the gene asb18, whose product is annotated as ankyrin repeat and SOCS box containing 18. NCBI's taxonomy places the organism in Eukaryota, Metazoa, Chordata, Actinopteri, Gymnotiformes, Gymnotidae. The record is from RefSeq and is a predicted model, not a curated record. Gene Ontology annotation, biological process: intracellular signal transduction. Gene Ontology annotation, molecular function: protein binding. Gene Ontology annotation, cellular component: cytoplasm.
CAGUGAGAAGUGGUUUCUGUAGCAGUGAUGUGCUCAGCAGGUGGGGAAACACAUGUUUUCAGUCAUGUAGUGACCUCUCCAUGCCUCACAGACAGAAGGCGGUCUUCUUUAGACAGUAAAAAGAACAGCAGCAAGGGAGACAACAAGCAACCAGGGAUGGAUUUUAUUUGUCCCUCUGUCCUGGCCGAUAUGCUGGGUCACCACUGGAGAGACUUGCAGAAUGGCUUCUCUGACCCUGAGGAGUUCAAUAAGAUUCUAGUGUUCCAAAGUAAUGAGCUGCUGUGGACUGCACAGAAACGUGGCCUUUGGUCCUUGGAAUAUAAGCGGGAACUGACAAGCCCACUCUGUAUAGCUGCAGCUCAAGGCUUUAAGGAGUGCCUACAGUAUUUGCUUGAGCAUGGCGCUCACCCCAAUCUCAACGCGGGAGGAAAGGCCGCCAUUCAUGAGGCAUGUGCAAAUGCCAAUACUGAGUGUGCCGAGCUACUCUUGGAACAUGGAGCCAAUCCUAACCAGCUGACGGAGGAUGGGCUGACACCCUUACAUCUCUGCAGAACACCCCAGUCCCUUCGCUGUGCUAAGGCCCUGGUGCGUCAUGGUGCCAGGGUGGAUCUGCCCAGUGAGGAGGAGGAAGAGCUUCCAUUGCAUGUGGCAGCAAGGCAUGGCCUGACAAAGCAUGCCCAACUCUACUUGCGAUAUGGAGCACAUAUCAAUCACACCAGUUGCUCAGGUGAAACGCCAUUAGGGGUCGCAUGUGUGGAAGCCCAUGAAAAGAUGGGAGGUCAGGAAGACCAACUCUGCCAUAUUCAACUCUGCUGUCUUCUUCUGACUUAUGGAGCUAAUGUUAACCUUGCUGACAAGGAACAUCGCACUCCUCUGCAUAAAGCUGCCCGCAGCGUCCAGAUUAGUUUGGUGCAGCUUCUUUUGGAUCAUGGGGCAGAUGUCAACGCCAUUGACUACAAUGGCUGCUCACCACUGUCUGUUGUGCUGCAAAGCUCUGUGGUCCGUCAGGAGCGGCAGCCACACGUUGUUGUACAGACACUGUUAAACCGUGGGUCCAUUAAAGUAUGGCCACAGGCAUUGCUUAAGGUCUUAACAGCCUGUGCAGCAGCACCUAAAACUGUAGAGGUUCUACUGAACUCCUACAAUGAUGUUCCAGUAACAUCUAAAUGGGUUGAAGCCAUACCUGAGGAUAUUUUCCAUCUUUACAGGACAUUUUAUGAAUCUCUCUUUGCGCUGGAAAAUAAACCGCGCAGUUUACAGCACCUGUGUAGAUCUACAGUAAGAAAACACCUUGGGAAAUAUUGCUACUUAUUCGUUCCCCAGCUUCCUCUUCCAAUGAUGCUACAGGAAUAUCUACUUUUAGAACCUAAAGGCUACAUCAGCUAGAACAGUGAAAGUCAACAUUACUUUCAGAAGAUGAAUGAACAACAAAGUCAUAGUUGUACUUUUGAGGCAGCAGGGGGUUAAACUGUUUAGUAUUUCCCUAAACACAAUUUGUUGCGUUUUGUCAGAAUCUAUGCUUCAUUUAUCUUUUUAUCUAUAUGAUAUGUAAUCACUCCAUAUCAUAGUGAAUUUUGAUGAAAAAAUGCAUAAUUUGUAUACAAAGUCCGGUGGUAAUUUCUCAGUUUGUGCUUGAUUAUUAUAGUAUGAAGUUUAAGAGUUGUACUGUUUAUUGUUAAAACAAUAUAUAGUUUUGAAUAGUUUUUUUUUUCCACAAAUAAAAUUCUUUCUUCAGGGUGG